Aspergillus neoniger CBS 115656 is the source of this 2118-nucleotide messenger RNA. RefSeq names its product 2-(3-amino-3-carboxypropyl)histidine synthase subunit 1/2. The record is from RefSeq and is a predicted model, not a curated record. The transcript has a single exon. Gene Ontology annotation, biological process: protein histidyl modification to diphthamide. Lineage: Eukaryota; Fungi; Ascomycota; Eurotiomycetes; Eurotiales; Aspergillaceae. Gene Ontology annotation, molecular function: 2-(3-amino-3-carboxypropyl)histidine synthase activity. The coding region runs from base 73 to 1773 and encodes 566 amino acids.
CACUCUCCUCACCCCUCAAUCCAACUCUACACUUACCACCAAAAACACACACACAUUCUAGCCUCCCCCACCAUGGGCGCCGAUAUGGAGGCCGCCCCGGUCCUCUCCACCCCGGAUGACCGCAUCCUCGAAGAAGCAGCAGCGGUCCCGAACCGCAGCGGUCCCGUCUCCGACGAAGAAAUCGCCAUCACAUAUGACAUUGAACGCACGCUGAGGGAGAUCCGCCAGGCGCGGUACAAGCGCAUUGCGCUGCAGUUUCCGGAUGAUAUGCUCCCGGAUGCGCCGAGGGUGUUCCAGCUUCUGAGUCGGGGGUUGGAUUCUACUACGACGACGCGAGAGGGUGCUCGUCAGAGUGCGGGGACGGAGGAAGAAGGGAAGGAUCUGGCUGAGUCGGUGGCUCAGUUGAAGGUGGAUGAGGCUGAGCCUGCGCCUAGGCUGUAUAUCCUGGCCGAUACGUCCUACGGAACUUGCUGCGUGGAUGAGGUGGCGGCGGAGCAUGUGGAUGCCGAUGUGGUCGUGCAUUACGGCCGGUCGUGUUUGUCGCCGACGGCGAGACUUCCUGUGAUUUAUGUGUUUACGCAUAAGGAGCUGGCGUUGGAGAAGGUGGUGCGUGCGUUCAAGGAGACGUAUCCGGAGUUGGAUACGAAGGUUGUUUUGGCUGCUGAUGUGACUUAUUGUGAUCAUGUCCCUGCGCUGUAUGAGGCUCUGGUGAAGGAGGGGUAUACGAAUUUGUUUGCGACGGAGGUGCUUCAUGACCCUUCGUCGGCUAUUCCGAACCGGACGGUGCCGGAGACGGUGCGCGAGAGCCCUGAGUCUCUGGCUGAGUGGCAGCUUUUCCAUAUCUCUGAUCCGCCUACGGCGCUGCUGCUUACCCUUGCUUCUCGCGUGGCGGCUAUCUAUAUCUAUCCUACGGAUAAGCCGGGGCAGGAUGUUAAGCCCCUGCCCGCGUCUACGGCUGCUGCCUUGCGUCGUCGCUAUGCUAUCCUGACGUCCUUGAAUACUGCCCCGAUCUUUGGUAUCCUGGUCAACACGUUGAGUGUGAAGAAUUACCUGCAUAUUGUGGAUCAUGUUCGGGAGCGCAUCGCGGCGGCCGGGAAGAAGAGUUAUCUCUUUGUGGUGGGCAAGCUGAAUGCGGCCAAGGUGGCUAACUUCAGUGAGAUCGGCGGCUGGGUGGUCAUCGGGUGCUGGGAAAGCUCGCUCGUUGAUAGUCGCGAUUUCUGGAAGCCGGUUAUCACGCCGUUUGAGUUGGAGCUUACCCUGAAGGGGGAUACGGAGCGGGUCUGGACGGGAGCCUGGCAGAGUGACUUCCAGACGGUCCUGGAUCAGUCUGCUGCUGAGGCAGAGAAUGGAGAUGCGUCGACAAAUGAUGCUGCGAACGGGGAGGAUGAGGAUGAGAUGUCCGAGCCCGAGUCGGCUCCGCCAGAAUUCGACUUGCGCACUGGCCGGUAUGUCUCGCAUUCCCGGCCCAUGCGAAACCCUGCACCCCGCGUUUCUGCCUCAGGAGAAGAAGGUGCUGCCUCGUCAGCAUCAGCUGGAGGUCCAUCCGCAGCGCGAGCUCUGGCCAGACGGGCCAAAGGGGAUCUGGCGAUGAUCGGCGGAACCAUCUCCCCUGGAGCGGAGUUCCUUCGGUCGCAACGGACGUGGAAGGGGCUGGGUAGUGAUUUCGAUAUCCAGUACGAGGAGGAGGAUGCCAAGGAUAGCACGCUGGUGGUGGAAGGGCGCAAGGGUAUUGCAAGGGGAUAUACGGUGGGAGAAACAAUAGAGCGACACUAGUUCAGGCCGCCCUCGCUCCCCUGGCGUUCGGAGAACCGGAUUGUUGGGCGCGACCGUUGAAAAAGGGUAGAAAGUAUGGGAACGAGUAGGGGGGAGGGCAAGGCAAAGCAUAGUCAGGUGGAACUAGUGGUUUGCUAUUUUCUUUGCAUUGAUGGAUUGAUGGAUCUGUUUUUUGUGCCCUACUGAUGCUGCUGGCACGGCCCAAAGCGGAUGGCGAGGUUAGUGGUUGUGGUUGUAGUGGUGGAUUGGAUCGUCGGGGGGAGAGGACAACACCACGCAGCUAGCAGCAGAUAGUGGAAAGAAAUUAAGAGGGAUGAAUUCAAUAUUCAAUAAAAUACACUGGGG